AUGAGCAAUUUAUAGUACUUUGAAUUAGAAUUAGAAAAGGGCGAUGUUUACAAAGGCACUCUCACUUCAGAUCACGCACUCAAAGGGUUGGCUGUUUUCCAGCGAAAAGGAAAAUUCAUCUUGAUUGGCAAUGUCGAUAACGGCCUCUUCCAAGGUCCAGGCAUGCACAUCGACAUCUCAGAGUGCACAGUAUACCUAGGCGGUUUGAGAGACUCUAUGAAAGAUGGAGCUGGUCUGUUUGUGAAGUAUAAGUCUCCUCAGAUGUUUCAACAGAUCAGCAGACUCUUUGACCAAUGCAACAAGGACAGUUAUCGUAGAUUGAUUCAGGACUAGAUUGAUAAAGCAACUCAAGAGUCAGAAAAAGCCAAGAAUAAAAUGAAGAAGUACUCAAGUGUCUUCUUAUCAGCUGGACUUAAAGAGGUUCUCAAUAAAGUUAAAUACAGCAAGGAGUAAUGCGAAAAAAAGAAAAAGAAAAGGAAUCAGUAAUUGGAGCAGUAUCAAAUAAUGUACUAAGGGGAAUUUCAAGAAGAUAAAAGGCAAGGUUGGGGAGAAAACAUAUUCAGAAACGGGGACAGCUAUAAAGGAUAAUAUGAAAAGGACAUAAUGGAAGGCAGAGGCAUAUACAUUUUUAACAGUUUGGAGUCAAAUUCAGUUCUCUAUAUUGGGGAGUUCAGAAAUAAUGUGUUUUAAGGACUGGGAAGAAUGCAAUUCAGAGAUGAUACGCAGUACUUCGGCUCUUUCAACAACAAUACAAUGUAGAGCGCAAAGGCAAUUGUCAAGUAUGGUAACGGAGACAAGUACAAGGGAGGUAUCUAGCAGAAUUAAAAGAAUGGAGAUGGAGAGUAUCUCUACAACAACACAGAUUUAUAUGCUGGCUAGUUUAAAGGAGACAAAAAAGAUGGGAAAGGAAAGCUCUCGCUGACUGGCACACAGGUCACAUAUGAGGGAGAAUUCAAGGAUGAUAUGAAGUGUGGUGAGUGCAAGAAGUAUUUCUUUGGAAAUUCAUAUGGCUGGUUUGAAGGCUAUUUGGAUGAAAGUGAGGAACUAAAUGGUGACGGUAGGUUUGAAUUCCCAAUCCAAAAUAUGAUCUAUGAAGGAGGAUUUAAGAAUAGUAUGUUUAAUGGUCAUGGCAAGAUAAUGCACACUGACACUGGAAAUGUCUUUGAAGGAGAAUUCUUUGAUCAUCACAAAGAUGGGCCUUGCACCUUCACACUCAAGAGUGGUUAGCAGUUCAAAGGCAUAUUUGAACUUAACAUGGAAGGAAAUAGAGAUUGUAACUAUGGUCCAAGAGUGUGA
Stylonychia lemnae is the source of this 1296-nucleotide messenger RNA. Lineage: Eukaryota; Ciliophora; Spirotrichea; Sporadotrichida; Oxytrichidae. The record is from the annotation of a GenBank genome assembly.